AUGUCAUGUCCGAAUAACAUAGCGUCCGGUAACUUCCUGAUGGAUUCCUUAAUGGGAGGAUCAUCUUCUUUCAGGGGUGAGGGUUAUUCCAGCAACCCCGGAAUGUACAUCCAUUCAGCUGCAGAGUACGGAUAUUCCGUCAUGAGAAAUAUUGGGAAGGUUGGACCAUCUCCACUCUCCAAAAGAGACGAGGUAACUCCGGGUGGUCGUUCGCUCAGCGGCUUUCAGGAUGCGCCCUACCUGUCAACACAGCUGGCCACAUGGACCCCGGGCUCCAAAACCAACAGGGACGUACAACCUGUUGCCCAGUGUUUACAACCGUGUUUGUUUCCAUCGGGCAGCGUCAAAGAGGAGUCGUUUUGUUGCCUCUAUCAGGAUGACAGCAAUAAGGGGAAGCAGACAACAGAGUUAGCCACUUACAUCCGGCUUGGAGACAAUAGCUCCCGGCCUGAGCAAACUCCCGCCUCGUCCAGUGGCGGUUUCCAGGUGUACAGGGGAGAGAGGCCGCCCCAGGACGAGCAGCAGUUCCCCUCCGGCUUCUCUCUGACCCACUUGGCGACAUCUGUUGAAACAGAGUCAACAAUAAUCUGCAGCAAAUCUGCACAGGAGACAGAGGUUUCAAAAACAGAUGAAAGUCAGAACAAUAAGGAAGAGAAGGCCAAGAAUGACAGCUGCUCUGAUAACUCGGACGGAGAAUUAAAAGAUGAUUUAUCUGCGGAAAAGACAAGGGGAAGCUGGUUAAAAGCCAAAAGUGGAAGGAAGAAGCGGUGUCCCUACACAAAGCACCAGACGCUGGAGCUGGAGAAGGAGUUCUUGUUCAACAUGUAUCUGUCUCGGGAGCGCCGCCUGGAGAUCAGUCGGAGUAUCAACCUGACCGACAGACAGGUCAAGAUCUGGUUCCAAAACAGACGCAUGAAGCUCAAGAAGCUCAACAGGGAGAGCCGAGAAAGGGAGCAUAGUGCGGUUUACGACUACUCCUGA
This is a messenger RNA of Melanotaenia boesemani (Boeseman's rainbowfish), 981 nucleotides long. It is a transcript of the gene hoxc10a, whose product is annotated as homeobox C10a. Gene Ontology annotation, cellular component: nucleus. The record is from RefSeq and is a predicted model, not a curated record. Gene Ontology annotation, molecular function: DNA-binding transcription factor activity, RNA polymerase II-specific; RNA polymerase II cis-regulatory region sequence-specific DNA binding. The coding region runs from base 1 to 981 and encodes 326 amino acids. Gene Ontology annotation, biological process: regulation of transcription by RNA polymerase II. The transcript has 3 exons. NCBI's taxonomy places the organism in Eukaryota, Metazoa, Chordata, Actinopteri, Atheriniformes, Melanotaeniidae.